Molecule: messenger RNA, 954 nt
Organism: Tyto alba (common barn owl)
Lineage: Eukaryota; Metazoa; Chordata; Aves; Strigiformes; Tytonidae
Product: olfactory receptor 8I2
Exons: 1
Coding region: 1-954 (317 amino acids)
Biological process (GO): sensory perception of smell; G protein-coupled receptor signaling pathway
Cellular component (GO): membrane
Molecular function (GO): odorant binding; olfactory receptor activity; G protein-coupled receptor activity
Source: RefSeq, a predicted model, not a curated record
AUGAUGAAUGGAGAAAACGUCAGUGUUUUGUCUGGCUUCAUCCUCUUGGGCUUCUCUGACGUCCCAGAGCUACAAAUCACCGUUUUCACCAUCUUCUUAUCUCUGUAUGUUUUAAUGGUGCUGGGGAACCUGGUCAUGAUCCUGCUAAUCAAUGCUGACCCCCAGCUCCACACCCCCAUGUAUUUCUUCCUGACCCACGUAUCUUUCAUAGAUUUUUGCCUUUCCUCUGCUAUCGUUCCAAAAGCGCUGGAGACCUUCCUGCUGGGGAGAAGUCAUAUCUCUUUUUUGGGUUGCUUUGCCCAGAUAUAUUUUUUCCUUGCUCUGAUCAUCUCUGAGUGUUUCCUCCUGGGGGUGAUGGCUUACGACCGCUACACGGCUGUGUGCAAGCCUCUGCUUUACACCACCACCAUGUCCAGGGCGCAUUGCUACAGCAUGAUGGUGCUGGUGUACACCAUGGGCUUCCUCACCUCCCUGGUGCACACCAUCCUGGCAGGGAGGUUGUCCUUCUGCCAGGCCAGGAGCAUCAACCACUUCUUCUGUGAGCUGCCCACCCUCCUGCAGCUCUCCUGCUCCAACACCCGCGCAAAUGAGAUCCUGCAGGUUUCUGAUGCUGGGUUUAACAUAUUGGGCUCUGCCUUGAUGAUCUUGGUUUCCUACACCUGCAUCCUCCACGCCAUCCUGAAGAUCCCUUUGGCCAAGAGGAGGCUUAAAGCCUUCUCUACCUGUGCCUCCCACCUGGCUGCCAUCACCAUCUUCUACGUGCCCGGGAUGCUCGCCUACAUCCAGCCUUGCAAGGCGUGCAUGUGGGAUCAGGCAAAGCUGGUUUCAGUGUGUUACACCGUCCUGACCCCCACCCUCAACCCCCUCAUCUACAGCCUGAGGAACAAGGAGGUGAAGGGGGCCCUGCGGAGGUUGUGGGUGCGAAAGCUGGUGCCGCAUCUAUCCAGCCUUUGA